GUCGAUGAAGCUUGCGGCCUGCCUCUGCCUGGGGGGAAUCAAUAAAAUACCUCCGGUGUAAGUUAUACGCACUCGCGCGAAUCGUUUCGGUGGCCAAAAGCACGUAGACUCGUUACACUUUUUUUUACAAUUUAUAUUUAUCGUGCAGCGUGACAAUAACAACAACGACAUCAUGAAGCUGGAAAAGGAGCGUAUCUCGCGAGAAUUGCUGAGCGACAAGACCAAGGAAUUAUGGCAGGCCGAGGAUUCGUUGCCACCCGCGAAGAAUGCCGAGCUGUCGCAGAGUCUGCGCAGGCAGGGCAACGAUCUCUACGUCAAGGUGCAGACGUCGGUCAACGAGCUCAAGCAGGAGGAGAUCUAUCGGCUCUACUCGGCCAGCAUAGCGCAAGCUCCGCCCGAUUCCGACGAUCUCGCCCUGGCCUACGGCAAUCGAUCGGCCCUACUCCUGCUCAUGAAGAAGUACAAGGAGUGCUGCGGCGACAUCGACCGAGCCCUCGGGAUAAGCAAAGUGGAUUCGUACAAGAUCAAGCUGCUGUGCCGCAAGAUCGAGUGUCUGACGGCUCAGGGCUUGCCGGGCAGCAAGCACCUGUACUCGGACGCGCAGGCACUGAUGAGCAAAGUCACCGAGGAGGACAAGGAUUACGGCACUCUGGUGAAGCUGAUGGAGAAGGCCAAAGUCUCGUCGAGGAGUCACGUCAAGAGCGAAGAGAUCAAGAAGGAGGAUGUCGUGCCGAAGCACAUGAAAAUUUUGAUGCAGAAGGAGAGGGAGAAUCCGUUCGACACCGUGACCAUUCGGCAGGACAAGAAGUACGGCAGGUACCUCGUGGCGGGCAGAGAUCUCGAGGCCGGCGAGAUCGUCUGCGUGGAGAAGCCCUACGUGAAGGUCGUGAACGCCAACAACGCACACAUGUACUGCAGCCACUGCCUGGCGCUGUCCUGGGCGACCGUGCCCUGCGACAACUGCAGCCUGUUCAUGUUCUGCUCGGACAGGUGCAAGGCCGAGGCCUGGGACAGGUAUCACGACGUGGAGUGCAGAGUCGCCGCGCGUAUUAUGCCCCCUGGACAGCUGACGCUGGACACGGUUUAUCAAUUGCUGACGAUCAAGGAGACGGUCUGCGGUAUCAGAGAGGCCAACGGUAUUGGUCGAUUGAAGGCAGCCAUUCGACAACUGGACAAAGCGAAAGGGCAAUGUACGAGAGGGUUUUUCAAGGACAACGAGUGCAAGAAAGUAGGAUUCGAGGCAUUGUAUACGUUGUGCGAUAACAUUACUCAAGAGCGUUUAGAGAUAUAUAUACCAAAGAGCGUAUUCAUUUUGAUAACCCUUUUGAAAUAUACACCUCUAUUUGGAGAUGACUUGAAAGAAGAAGAAUUUGAAAAUAUAGUAAAAAACGAAGAGAUUUUAUUCGUUGGAGCUCUCAUACUAAAGUUGUACAAAAUUAACAAGUUAAACUGUCAGACACUGCCAGGGCACUUUGCAGGAGCGUGCAGAAAGUCAAAAGAUACUGUUCAGUGCCAUAUACAAAUGUGUUGUCAAAGAGGAUGCGGUGUUGUGCCAAUAAACAGUUUGAUCAACCAUAGCUGUGAUCCAAAUGUAAAAAAUGUUGUUACAUCGUCGCAAAAUUUUAUUUUGUAUACUCUCAUGCCUAUAAAGAAAAAUAGCCAGUUAUUUAUCACAUACCAACAAAACUUUUAUGAUAUGAUUAGAUACGACAGACUGACAAUACUACAAAAUGGAUAUAAUUUUCUUUGCGAUUGUCCAGCGUGUCUGGAAAAUUGGCCAACUAUAAAAGAAUUGUUGAGAAUGAUUCAGGAAAGACCAGAUGUUUAUAGGUUGAUGUCAAGCCCAAAAGAACUGAGCCUUUUAUACAUAGAAAAUGAACUUGUUAGAACUAUUUUAGAAAAUCCUGAAAAUGCCAAACCCAAUCAGAAAACCAUUCAGAGUCUUUCAAAAGCUUUAGCUAAGGCAGCUCGUCAACUGAAACAACCUUCGGUUGUACUGUGGAAAUUGAAGUCCAGCAUGCAUGCAGUUUUUGAAAUGCUCUAUAUUAAAACUUGAAAAACCAACAAUUUUAUGAAUUAAUAAGUGUUUUUGAAAGAAAUCGUUAUUAACGCACAAAUAGUUUGGAAAAAUGUUUUUCAUAUGAAUUAUUAUUGAACCAUUGUAAAAAUUUUACAUGUUUAAUUGUAUCUUUACAAACUUAGAUGAUAAAGAAUGAUUUUUAAAUGAA
Molecule: messenger RNA, 2228 nt
Organism: Trichogramma pretiosum
Lineage: Eukaryota; Metazoa; Arthropoda; Insecta; Hymenoptera; Trichogrammatidae
Product: SET and MYND domain-containing protein 4-like
Exons: 4
Coding region: 173-2056 (627 amino acids)
Molecular function (GO): protein binding
Source: RefSeq, a predicted model, not a curated record